Molecule: messenger RNA, 1077 nt
Organism: Amphimedon queenslandica
Lineage: Eukaryota; Metazoa; Porifera; Demospongiae; Haplosclerida; Niphatidae
Product: poly(U)-binding-splicing factor PUF60-like
Exons: 8
Biological process (GO): regulation of alternative mRNA splicing, via spliceosome; alternative mRNA splicing, via spliceosome; mRNA splice site recognition
Cellular component (GO): precatalytic spliceosome; catalytic step 2 spliceosome
Molecular function (GO): RNA binding
Source: RefSeq, a predicted model, not a curated record
CGUUUUCACUGAGUGCGCAUGCGCAGAAGGAGCGCAUGAAUUAAAAUGGCUGACGUGAAAGAGAAUGGGGAGAGUGAAUCAAGAAAGAGAAGAAGAGGAUUUGAUUCAGGAGUGGAUGAAAUGCCGGAGAUGGAGCAGACGGGGGAACUGGUGACACCUGCUACCCUCCCAAAGCUGGACAGCAAUCAGAGACACGCCCUAAGCUUAGCAAAGAAAUACGCUCAAGAAAUUACAGCAAAACAUCAACAAGCGAAGCAGAGUGAAGUACAAGUUCAGCAGAUGCAGUCAUUGCAGGAGGCAGCCAACCAGCAAAGAGCACUACUACUGAUGAGCCGUAUAUACAUUGGUAGCAUUAACUUUGAACUAGGGGAAGAGGCAGUCCGAGUUGCUUUCUCUCCAUUUGGUACCAUAAAGACUAUCAACAUGUCCUGGGACAGUGCCACCAUGAAACACAAAGGAUACGCUUUCGUCGAAUUCGAAACAGCCGAAGCUGCUCAACUAGCUCUAGAGCAGAUGACGGGAGUCAUAAUUGGAGGGAGGAACAUUAAAGUGGGACGUCCCAAUAAUGUCCCUCAGGCUGCUCCAAUCAUAGCCUCUAUUCAGGAGAGUGCUGCUAAACUCCCUCGUAUUUAUGUGGCUUCUAUUCAUAAAGACUUGUCAGCUAAAGAUGUGAAGAGUGUUUUUGAGGCGUUUGGUAAGAUCAAGAAAGUCGAGCUAGCCCCAGACACGGCCCCAGGGAAGCACAGGGGGUGGGGCUUCAUUGAUUACGAGAAUCAUAAAAGUGCAGCUGAUGCCAUCUCCUCAAUGAACCUGUUUGAUCUGGGGGGACAGUUCCUGAGGGUGGGACGGGCGUUGACCCCUCCCCUUCCUCUCUUCCCUCCUAAUGCUGCUCCAGUCCUCCCUAGUCUCCUAACCUCAGCUGCUCUGGGCUACUCCUCAAGUCAAAAUAAAGACCCUAACCUUUGUAUUGUGGAUGGUGAUGACAAUGGUAACAAGAAGUCCAUGGUCCCUCCAGUAGCCACUGUCACCAAGACGCCAGUACCAAAGACCGAAGCUCCUUCUCUUGCUGAACUACAA